Molecule: messenger RNA, 636 nt
Organism: Penicillium cataractarum
Lineage: Eukaryota; Fungi; Ascomycota; Eurotiomycetes; Eurotiales; Aspergillaceae
Exons: 1
Coding region: 1-636 (211 amino acids)
Source: RefSeq, a predicted model, not a curated record
AUGGCGUCCCAACGACGAAGCAACACCGCUGAGGAGACCGUGAGUCUCUUCACCCACCUCCAAUGCGAGCCACCCACCCUACGAAUCAACCAAAACUGGUGUCCCCCCGGCAAAAAUACCGAGAGCUCAAAAUAUUCCCAUGUUGAGAUUACAGCUAUCACGAACUGGCAGGAUUUCACUGGGCCAACGAUCAUGUCACACUUCGGGAAUCUCCUCGACAAGCCCAAGAUUGUGCCGAGACUUCCUUCAACCACUCCCAGGGAGAUCGAUUCUGAGCUGGAGCUUGCCUACGUUUUCUUUGAAACCGUGCAUAAUCUCGUUAGAAGAGGUCUCCGGUGUGGAUUCGAGGAUCUCAAGGCAGACGGGCUACUUGACAACCAGCGCACACCGGUCUAUCUUGGGGGUUGCGGCAACUUGAAGUCUAACACGAAGGGCCUACCUGACUUGUUGUUCUGGUCUGAAAAGACCAAGAACUAUAGACGCUGUUGCCUGCCGGAGACUUCAAGCUAUCUCAUAAAUGGACGUCCAGUUGGAGAAACAGCAGCAACCAGACACGCGAGGAGCAAUUCAACCAAGCCCUCUCCCAGGUCAAUUACUACAUGGAGCAAAACCAGACUCGGUAUGGAUUCAUUCUGA